Molecule: messenger RNA, 702 nt
Organism: Papaver somniferum (opium poppy)
Lineage: Eukaryota; Viridiplantae; Streptophyta; Magnoliopsida; Ranunculales; Papaveraceae
Product: agamous-like MADS-box protein AGL29
Exons: 1
Coding region: 1-702 (233 amino acids)
Biological process (GO): regulation of transcription by RNA polymerase II
Molecular function (GO): DNA-binding transcription factor activity, RNA polymerase II-specific; protein dimerization activity; RNA polymerase II cis-regulatory region sequence-specific DNA binding
Source: RefSeq, a predicted model, not a curated record
AUGGGAAGAAGGAAGAUAGAUAUUGAGAGGAUUGUUGAUCCAAACAAGAGAAUGGUAACUUUUUCUAAAAGAAGAACUGGAAUCGUGAACAAAGCUACUCAGCUUCUUAAGUUUUGUACAGAUAUUGUAUUGAUUGUAUUUUCUCCUGCUGGAAAGCCUUACACUUUCAGUAAUUCUUCUUUAGGUGUUUGUGAUAUCGUUCAUCGAUUUAUCGCCGAUCAAACGAAAGACAAUAAGAAAAUUAAGAAUUCUUCGUGUGUUCAACAAUGCAGGAAGAAGAAUGUUGUUGUUGGAAGUGAUCGUGAUAGUUUUUGGUGGGAUAAUAUAGACAUGGAAAAACUCGAUUCCGUGGAAAAGUUAAUGUCUGUCAGAAAAUCUUUGGCAGUUUUGAAACAAAAUUUGACUGCGAGAAAAGAGAAACUUGCAUCAUCGGCAUUAUCAGCAGAAGCAGCAGCAUCGUCAUCUCCCUCUUCAACUAUACAAGACUCAAUUGUAGAAUAUACUGCUGCGGAAGAAGCCGCAACAACUUUUGCUCCUACAACCACCAACAAGCACAAUGCAGGUUGGAAAGGUCGUGAUGAAUUGGGUCUCAGUUUUGAGUCGCAGUUCGAUGGAAAGGCUACUAUGUUGAAGUUGGAGGAUGAGGCUGGCGGCAGCGACGAGGAAGUGGAAGGCGGCCCUUCAACAGAUUUGGCUUUGUAA